Camellia sinensis is the source of this 1206-nucleotide messenger RNA. The record is from RefSeq and is a predicted model, not a curated record. Lineage: Eukaryota; Viridiplantae; Streptophyta; Magnoliopsida; Ericales; Theaceae.
AUGUAUUGGCUAAAUAGAACUGAGAAGGCAAGUGCAGCGGCAAGGUUUAUCGCUGCAAGUGCACUUGAUGAAGUUCGGGCUGAGAAGGUAAGCGUAGCGGCAAAAACUCUCGCCUCAAUUGCACUUACUGAGGCUCAAAAAGGAGUUGCAGCGCCAAACACUCCCGUUACAACCACACUUGCUGAGGCUCAAAAAGCCGCCGAAGCGAUUCGCAAACAAACCACAGAAAUGGCCCAAGAAGGGAAUGCGAUUGUCAGGGUGGACCCGCUUGGAGAGGAUGAUGCUGUGGAGCUAACGGCGCAGUAUAGGACAGGGAGGGUGGGGGAGUCGAUGGAGAGGUCCUUGAAGGAGAUAGAGGCAUUGGGCGUGGGGAAGAAGAAGAAGAAAGUGAGUCGGAGUGAGGAAGUGUCUGCCCAGAAAAGGAGGAGGGAGACGAGUGUGAAGGAAACCAGUGCGGCCGAGGGGGCUGAAGGGGGAGAAGUGGAGGGUGUCCCAGGAAAGAUAGGUGGCCCAGAAGUGGUGGAUGUUGCCCCAGAGGGCAUGGAGGUGGUGCCAGUGGUGGCGGCGAUCACCGCCGGGGUCGCAAAGGCUGCCCCCGAAAGGCAAGUGGAGGACGAGGCUGCUGGCCCUAGGCCAAGGAGGGGGGAACAGCCCCAAGGGGGGCUUGCACCUCAAGAAGGAGGAAUCAGUACGACCACAGCAAUCUACCAUGCUCGUGCGGUGGCGGGGCGGCUGGAGGGAGAAGAAGGCCCAGCCAGGGCAGGGGCAGACCGUCUUGUAAGGAUUGUAGAAGAGGCAGCCCUAUGCUCGGCCUCCAGAUUCAACGAGGCUGAACUGUUAAGGGGGUUAUACUCCGCUCAAAUAGAGAAGAAGUUGGACGAGGCCCAAAGAGCCUGCGCCGUCGCGGUCGAGCGACAUGAAGAGGCUAUGAGUAGUAAUGAAGAGCUGGUGAGGCAAAAAGAUGAGGUUAAUGGCAAAGUGGGCGAUCUUCAGAGGGAACUGGAGGGCGAGCGCGCCAAGGCGGUGGAGGAGAAAUGGAGGCUUCAGAGGGAGUUAGAAGCAGAGAGAGUGCAGGCGACGGCGGAGAAGGAGAGCCUGAAGAAGGAACUGGAGGCGGAGAAGGCAAAGGCGGCAUCGAAAAGGGCGGCCCUACAGAAAGAGCUGGACGAAGAGAGGAUAAAUGAGGCGUGGGCGAAGUGUGUGUAG